CUUAUUAGUGUGUUAGUGAAUUCAAUCUUUAAGGUUAUAGCGUUCUCUCUCCCAUGCUCCAAAACUCUGCAAGCUAGGGUUUGGAGAUGGCGGGCCUCUCCUUCGGGAUUCCUCUUCGGUUGUGGAGCCCCCCUCCUCUUUUUGCUACUCGCUUCUCCACCGUCGGACAAUGUACUUGUAGAUCCGAUUAGGUGGUAAGAUUAUUUGACGUUUUGGUCCUUGGUUAAUGGCUGAAUUUGAGAACUCAUGGUGUUCGGACGACUUUGCUAUUUUGGAUGAUUCUUUCUCCAAAAAUACCCAAUUUUUGGGGGCUGCUAAGCGAGUAGAUGACCCACAGCACUUUGCACAUGCAGAAAUCCAAACCUUUCCUAAUUUGCCCCUUUGUGGAAGCCAAGUUGUGAGUGGUAACAAUGAUACUGGGCAGGUUGAGGGGGGAAACAUAGAGAAUGGUACAACUGACAUGGGCUUGGAGGUUGAGAUAAAUCCGUCUCGAGCUGUUCUGUCUCCAAUUGCUGAGGUACAACUGGUGGAUGUUCCUUUGUCGCACCAGUUGGGGGACAUGAGAAACCACACAGGGAAAGGGACCACUACAAAAGCUAAUAAGAGCAACUAGAAACGGUUAGCUCGUGAAGUGGCUUCUGCAGGGACCACAGAGAAUGGGACUCGGAACAAGCGGAGGAGUUGUCUCACACCUAUAAAAGAAGAGCGAGCCCUUAAAGUGCUAGUAAACAAUACAGGGGUGGCUUUAGC
Rubroshorea leprosula is the source of this 750-nucleotide messenger RNA. NCBI's taxonomy places the organism in Eukaryota, Viridiplantae, Streptophyta, Magnoliopsida, Malvales, Dipterocarpaceae. The record is from the annotation of a GenBank genome assembly.